Molecule: messenger RNA, 354 nt
Organism: Colletotrichum fioriniae
Lineage: Eukaryota; Fungi; Ascomycota; Sordariomycetes; Glomerellales; Glomerellaceae
Source: RefSeq, a predicted model, not a curated record
AUGAGAUUCCAGGUUCUUCUCACUGGCGCUGCCGCCCUUGCCAUUGGCGUCGCUGCUGGCCCCAGUAUGAACCCUCACAAGAUCCGUCAGGACCUCAACGACAGAGAUGGAGUCGACACUAUCAACACCGAGGCUAAGGACGCCAUCCUCCAUAGUCGCGAAUGCGACAUCGUCUGUCCCGUUAGCAAGCUCUGGUGCGAGUAUCGCCCUUACAACUACCGCUGCGAUAGUUCCGGCAAGCUCCGCUAUGAUCAACGCCACACCGACUGCGAAAAUGCGUCUUGGGGCUGCACCUGUGGCUGUGACUGGCGAGUCCCCGGUAUUGAGUCUAUAGAGGAGACGGUGGAAGCUUAG